This is a messenger RNA of Carassius auratus (goldfish), 3050 nucleotides long. Its product is annotated as neural Wiskott-Aldrich syndrome protein-like. Bases 679 to 1989 code for a protein of 436 amino acids. Gene Ontology annotation, molecular function: small GTPase binding; actin binding. Lineage: Eukaryota; Metazoa; Chordata; Actinopteri; Cypriniformes; Cyprinidae. The record is from RefSeq and is a predicted model, not a curated record. The transcript has 7 exons. Gene Ontology annotation, biological process: regulation of Rho protein signal transduction; actin filament organization.
CAAUCUGUUCUCAUUUGAAAUUCACAUUCAUGAUUUAUAGCUGUUGUUCCACCCAUAUUGUGCCCUUCUUGACAACAUUAUGAAGAAUGUUGUUCAAAACAGAUUUAUGCCACACGUCGUACCGUUCUCUAAGAACAGAAUGUAUUUCUGUUGUGUGUCCACCUGCAGAAAAAAAAAGCAAAUGUAAUCUUUCUCCAGCACAUUUCCUUCCCUUCCGCUUCCUCGUUGUGUAACUAGAUUGGUGGCUGAUAUCUGACUGAGCAUGCUCCGUGUGCCUGCUCUAUCUCUGAUAUAAAGGUGUUCUCAGUUUAGCAUUGAUGACUAGAGAAACGAAUCCAAAAUUAGCUGCAAUUCUCCACUGAAACCUGCGAAACCUCUGUCAAACCAAGUCAAAAUCACACUUGUGUAUUAUAAAAACUCUGUGGCUUUGCCAGCAGUUGAAGACUUACAAGUAAUGCUUACAGCAAAUUUCAGAGAUUAAACUGGAUUAGCAGUUCCUUACGUAAUGUUCCGCAUUCGUCAUUUUUCAGGAUUUGACUAGCAUGAGAGGGAUUGGUUUGGUGGGCGGCCAGAUCACAAAACACUCACAAGUGGUUUAAAGAGCAUCUCUGCUUUGAGGCUACGGUGAAAUUAGCUAGCUACCAUAGCUUCACGCCCUAAUACUGGGCCACAGAUGAGAUGAUGUUCUGCACGACCUUCCUGUCCGCCCCAUCCGAGGAGUUUUUAGAGAGCGUUUCGAGGCCAGACGGGAGCUUGGUGCCCCUGCAGUGCUUGGUGUUGUCAGGGGAUGAACUGAACGCACCUAUGCCUCGGCCUUGUCUUCAUACACUGCUGAAAUUCAGCUGCGACAGACCCUCCAUCUCUACAGAGGACGUCCUCUCGGGAGGUGCUCUGGGUCACGCUGGAGGUCACCGGAAGCUCUUGGCUCUCGCCCAAGGACCCACUCUCCUGAUGGCAACGGUGGACAUCAAGAAUCCCGAGAUCAACAACAAACUCAAUGUGUCCCAUAAGAAUAACAUGUUGCACAGCGGCCUUAACAAGAAGAAGAAGAAGGGCAAGGGCAGUCGGAAGCUGACGAAGGCUGACAUUGGGACACCAAGCAACUUUCAGCACAUCGGUCAUGUAGGAUGGGAUCCGAACACAGGCUUCGAUUUGAAUAAUUUGGACCCAGAGCUGAAGAACCUGUUCGACAUGUGUGGCAUCUCUGAGGCCCAGCUCAAAGACAAGGAGACGUCUAAGGUCAUCUACGACUUCAUUGAGAAGAAGGGCGGUGUAGAGGCUGUGAAGAAUGAGCUGAGGAGACAAGCACCCCCACCUCCACCCUCCCGGGGCGGCCCACCUCCCCCACCCCCUCCUCACACUUCUGGGCCCCCACCUCCACCACCCCCAGUGCGGGGACGAGGAGCCCCACCACCCCCUCCACCUUCAAGGGCCCCGACGAGCGCUCCUCCUCCGCCUCCUCCAUCCCGGCCUAACAUGGGAGCGCCUCCACCGCCUCCUCCCAGCAGAGGGCAUCCACCUCCCCCUCCACCUGCCCCCGCCUCCAUGCCCCCUCCCCCGCCACCGCCUCCUCCAUCCGGAGGAGCCGCCCCACCUCCACCUCCUCCUCCACCGCCGCCUCCUGGACCUCCUCCAGCUCCUGAUGUGGACGGAGGCCACAGUGAAUCAGUGCCCUCACCCAUGGGCGGGAAGUCAGCUCUGCUGGAGCAAAUCAAGGAGGGCGCUCAGUUAAAGAAAGUGGAGCAAAACAACAGGCCAGUGUCGUCCACAGGACGGGACGCACUACUCGACCAGAUCCGACAGGGCAUCCAGCUCAAAACGGUAUCAGAUAAUGACUCAGGACCACCCACCCCUGCUCAGUCAGCAGGUAUUGUUGGCGCUCUGAUGGAGGUGAUGCAAAAGAGGAGCAAAGCCAUCCACUCCUCAGAUGAAGAUGAGGAUGAUGAGGAUGACGAAGACUUUGAGGAUGAUGACGAAUGGGAUGAUUAAUCCUGCAACAGUAACCCCAACCAGUAGAGUAAAUGAUACUAAAUUGUCACUUCCCCAAAUCUUACGCUCAUUCUGUGUAUGUUUUUUUCUUUUCCAAAUCGCUGUAUAUUUUUGUUGCUUUUUUUUUUCCUUUUUUUAAAUCUGUGCAAUACCUCAUGUAAUCUGUAAAGUACUGUCAUUUAUCCUCUGUAAAAUAAUCUCCUGGAAUAACCAUGUGAAGUUUAAUGCCAGGAUUCAUGAUUUGUUGACCUGAAUGUUUUUGUUCCCCUGUGAGCGGGGAAAGGGAGAUAAACGGGACGCUCGAUGUCCUUAUUAAUUGUUGAUUAAUGAUUUAGAUAACACUAUUUUCAUACCCUAGUUUUCUGUACCUCCGAUUUUCUUAUUCAAAUCCUAGUUUAGCAUUUUUAGAUUUGGGUGAGAGGUUCUCCUGUCAUAAUGAGUAUGUCCCCUGUAUUGUUUCCCUUGUAAAUGUAAACCAGGCUGAUAUAUUGAGGCUAUAUAUAUUUUUGCACGAAUAACAAAAGGAAAUUCACUGCAGGAUGAGAACACAUUGGCUUUGAAUAUGAUUUCUGUGGUAAUCAUGAUCAGCAUAACACUACGUUGCACGUCACAAAGUAGACCGUUCUGAGGUUUUGUUUUCACUUUAUUAACAAGAAAAUAAUAUACAGUAGAUUCAAACCGGCAGAGUCUUGAGUACAGCUUGCUCCUGAAUGUGAAAAACCAUCAGUUCACAAAUAGAAUUUCAGUCAUAUCAAGCAAAAAAAAUAAAAAAGCACUUCACAUAAACACACACAAUUUAAACUUCCAUUUGUUACAAGCUUUUACAGGUCAAUGCUUGACUUGACAACUACAUUUAAGGUAAUGGAAAACCGCAAGCAUUUGUGUACAAUUAAUGCUGGUUUAACAGUAUUGUCUGUCUGAACUGAAUAUGCUGUCCUUGUCCUGUAAGGAUAGUGCUGAAGAAAUUGUGUAAUUGACAUCAAAUCUUGCAAGAGGGUUGGAAUGUGGACUGAAAACACUAAAUUCUAUACUUAAAUAAAUGGUAAUAUUUACAAACCUGA